CCGGGGGGCGGUGGCGGCCGCCUUCUGCCGGCCUCCCAGGGAGAGAGGGCGGCCCCUGUGUGCCCGGGCGGCUCCCCGUGUCCGUCCCACUCGAGGGGGGCUCGGGGGGGGCGGUGGUGGCGGCGCUGGAGCCGGAUCUGGGUGCGGGCGGGCGGCGGGCGGCGAGGCUCGGUCAGGGCGGCAGCGGCAGCCCGCCCGCCGCCGCCAUGAGCAGCGUGCCGCCCGCCUGCUGGUCCCCGCUGCCGGCCCAGGCCGCCUCGCUGCUGGAGGAGGCGGCCGACCUGCUGGUGCUGCACCGCGACUUCGCCGCCGCCCUGGAGCGGUGUGAGGCAGGCUGCGGCAGCCUGGGGCCCGGCCCCGGCCCCGGCCCCGGCCCCGGCCCCGACACCGGCCCCGGCAUGGACACCGGCCCCGAGAGUUCUGCAGAAGUGAAGUGCUCCCUCUGUGUCGUGGGCAUUCAGGCUCUGGCUGAGAUGAACCGGUGGAGAGAAGUUCUGUCGUGGCUCCUGCGGUAUUACCACGUCCCUGAACGUCUGCCUCCAAAAAUUAUGGAGCUGUGUAUCCUGUUGUAUAGCAAAGUGGGAGAGCCCCAGGUGAUGCUGGAGGUUGGCAGUAGCUGGCUGAGAGACCUAAGCAAUAAGAGCCUUCCUGAGUAUGGUUCAUUGCUGGAGCUCUAUCUGUUGCGUGUGUUGCUUCCACUUGGCCUAUUUAAGGGGGCAGAAGAGCUCGUAGACAGCUGUGAUGUUUUAAACAGUGAGCAGAAGCUAGCAUUUUUCAAGUCCAUUUGUGAAUGCCAAUGUCAGUGGACUCAACAGGAAGAGAUGCACUCAACUGAUGAAGAGAAGCAAGACAAAGCAACAGAGACUGUGUUGGGUGCUCUGUCCCAAAAGCUCUUAACCAUGUUGACAUUGCUACGAAGAGCACUCAGGUCCAUGUCAAGCCACUUCUAUUUACUUCCUUACAAAAAGAUGCUCUUGGCUACUUUUCUGCUGUACCUUGUGGUAGUGAGAUUAGAUCCGGCUUCUCCCACAUCAUUGCCAUUCCUUUGCAAACUGGUCCAGCUCUUCCGACAGGCUUGGGCAGCUGUACUGUCUCCAAUCCAUAGGCCUCCAAUUCGAGAUUAAGUGUAUUUCACCACAGAACAUGUUUUUCUCUGCUGCUGCGGAAGUGUCAGCUUGUCUCGAGGACUUCAUGAGGCUCUUCGAGGACUGUUGAGAUCUGUGUCCUAAUGGAGAUGACUACCUGUGAACUCCCGUGUAGCAGUACCUUCCUUUCUUCAGACAGGGAACGGUGGUAUAUGAAUUUUGAAACCACGCCAAGUAUCUCUGACAUUUUCUUGUCUGUUAAACACCAGUCCAACUCUAGGGUAAAGCCACGCCUUCCAUAAUCUAUAACUGAUUAAGGCACUCAUUUGGAUGUAGCUCUUGAGUGAGAGUUGUAUGGACGGUUAGGAAGCAUGCUCCCUGAGAUGUUUUGGAAGAAGGUUCCAUCCUUGCAAAUACCAGGCAGUUCACUGAACAACUGAAAUCACAUUCCUGGAAGCAUGACUGUGAAAGGCAGUGGAGUACCAGUAAUUAGGGGAAUAUUCUGUUUGGCCUGAAGACAUCUAAAAUGCCCAGUUCAUCCAGCAUGGGAUGUAGGACAAGCCUGUGGAAGAAAAACGCUGCAGAAGAUGAAGCCUGUUGCAUUUUGAACGCCAUGGUUUCUCUUGUGACUGAUACCUCCUCAUACAGGCGCCCUAGAUUUUAGUCAUAUCUAAGCCAGAAAACCUAGGUGGUGUGCCACAAAUACUGUGGUGCUGCACCUGCUGUUCUUAAAUGCAAAUGACAGUGCUUUGUGCUUGCCUGAUGUGCAGUAAUCCUUAGGAGCACGUGGCAGUGGUAAGGAAAUAGAUUUAUUUUUUUAAACUGUAUUCCAUAUUAUUGUCUAGUUGAACAACAACUGAAGUUGUUGCAUUGUUUUACUCUUUCCCUACCUCUUGCUUUGUUUAUGUAGAUGUCAGAAAGUCUCUGUGUGUCUAGAACCCAUCUUCCCACCCCUACAUCCAAAGUCAUGAUUUACAUGGUAAACAUUUAGCAAUGUCCUAUCAUUCACAACAAAAGCUUAUUAAGAGGUAGAAAGAGAUUUCUCUGAGAUCCCCCAAACCUUCCCAAAACUGUAGCAAGAAAAUUGCUGUAUUUGCAGGUGGUUUGUUAGCAGACUGACCCCGUUUCUGACCACCUCAGGCAGAGACUGGAGAUUUGCAGUAAAACAAUUGAUUUCUUCUCCAUCCACCUAUCAUAGAUUGACAGUGAGUAAUGCCAAAGGAGAGAGUGCAGAUUAUUUAAAUAUGGCUUCUGCUGAAGCAAACUAUGUGUGCUGGAGAGAACAACUUAGAGGCACGGAGCCGUUGUGGCAAACAUAGGCAGCCUUCCUAGCAUCUGUGCCAAGAGGAUUCAGGCUCGCUGACGUCAGUCAAAAUUACAAAAUGGGAAACAAAGCCACCUUUCUGACAGGCAAAUCCUAUCCAACACACCAAACUUGUGAAAAGUAGCCUAUAUGUAUCCCACUGCAGUGUAUUACAACAGUAGCCCCCUUCAAAUGGAUUGUUUGUCUCUGGCAAUAGCUAUACACUGAGGUGGCAGCUAUUUCUGUUUCAUUUACAAGGAGAGCAGCCUGUUGGUGUCAUUAUGCUGUGUGCCCUCUGCUAAAAUAAUUUUGUCCAGUUCUUGAGUUAUCCCAAUAGAUAUCCCCUCCUUGAGUUAUCCCCUCCCCUCAACGUUUUUGUUUCCAGUAGGACUUUACAUCAGGAUAAGCAGCACAUAACUUUUUAAUAUGGUGAAGCAUUAUUUCUUAUACACUCUGUAGAUAGGGAAGAGCUGCUCUUGAUACUGCUAGGUGAUUUUUGUAAUCCAGCUGUCAGUGUGGCUACAGCUCCUUGCAACCAACACUUGACAGGAAAACCAGGUAGAAUCAAACACAGAGGGUCUGGCUGGAGUUGAGUUCUUCCAGAAAGUGACUAGGUUGUAUCUACUGGCCACUUGCUUUGUAAGGCCUUGCUCUACAUACUUUAUGUUAAUAAAUAAGUUAAUAAUAAGUCAAUAAAAUAGUAAGCUUCCCUCUGAAGUCAGGUCAAAUUGUUAACAACACUUGACUGUUUAGAUAAAAAACAUAUGUUUGCUCCAGAUUUCGAUUAAUACUUUCAGUUACAUGGCAGAGCUGCCCGUUUUGGGGCUUGGGAUCAGUGGUCUGCACAGACCAUACGCUAUUUUUUAAAAUUCUGAUAAAUAUCACAGCCACUCGUUAACCAGAACUUUAACCUUCAACUUGAUUUUAGUUGCAGGUUAGCAACCUUCACUUCUUUUGAGUACUGCUGAUUUUGCAUUUGUAUUGUAUUUAGUUCAUUAUGAGAGGGAAGAAGGCAGAAAUGAGCAAUCUGUUUUUUUUGCAAUUAAUACUAAGCCUGCAAUAUUUAAUUUUCACAAUAAAAUGACUAAUUAUUUA
This is a messenger RNA of Cygnus olor (mute swan), 3483 nucleotides long. RefSeq names its product peroxisomal biogenesis factor 26 (gene PEX26). Bases 207 to 1124 code for a protein of 305 amino acids. Gene Ontology annotation, molecular function: ATPase binding; protein-containing complex binding. Gene Ontology annotation, biological process: protein import into peroxisome membrane; protein import into peroxisome matrix. Lineage: Eukaryota; Metazoa; Chordata; Aves; Anseriformes; Anatidae. The record is from RefSeq and is a predicted model, not a curated record. The transcript is spliced from 5 exons. Gene Ontology annotation, cellular component: peroxisomal membrane; peroxisome.